UAAUUCUACUGUUUCUUAAACCAUGGAAGAAACCAGGAAAUUUAGACUAUUAUAGACUGAACUAUAGAACAAACGGAUGAAUCUUUUCAGUCUUUACAACUGUGUAAUGAAAUUUUAAACAAAUAGGACAAAAUUAGUAAAACAGGAAACAAAACUUUUUACCAUCAGUAACAGAAUUAAACAAAUAACUGUGAUCAGACCUAUUCUAUUCAAAAUUAUGAUUAAUGUUUAGAUGACGUAGAUUCAAUGAUCUGGAAAGGAGGCAAAAAUAUUAAGCAUGUUGAUGCUUAAUCUAAGAAAUAAAAAAAAAUGUUGGAAAUUGGUCUUACAAAUGGGUUUAUCAGUUAUGAAAUGAGAUUGGGGUCUAAUUAUGAAAAUAUAUAAAUGUAUUAUGAAAAUAUGGGAGGAGUUAAAGAAUGAUAUUAAAUAUUUGAUAUUAUGGUUGGACAAAAAUAUAUAGUAGAUUACAAAAGCUUAUAGAACGCUAUAGAACAUAUUGAAACUAAAAGGGAAUGUACUACUGAGUAUUGAUGAGAUUUAUGAUAUAUUAUGGAUAUAUGAUAUAUGGAGCUGCAAACAAUUCAAAUUUAGAGAAAUUAAACAAAAAAAUGCAAUACAAAGUUUACACUAAGUGUGAGGGCAAUAAAAACUACUCCAAUUAAUGCACUAUUGGUAGAAAAUAAUGAAAUACCAAUAGAUUUAAUUUGAACCAACUUACUUUGACCAUUUUGGUUAUGACUGCAAGGUUAGACAAGAAAAUCUUGAUGUAACUCCUGGGAAUUUUGAAAAAUAUAUAAAAAGGAUUUAGAAGAAUGGGCGAACAAUAAGCUGUCUAAAAAUCUUUUAAACAUAAAAAUAAGUUAUACAAUACAUCGACAAAUAGUGCAUUGCCAAAAGAUUUGGUUUACAGAUAAUAAAGGUAGAGUAUAUGUUACUACAAUAUUCAAAAAUCAAAGACAAAACAUUUAGAAAUAGAAACAGAAGAGAAGAAAACAUUUGUGCAAAGAGGUUAUUAGGGCACACAAGUCAAAACAACACAUUUCUCAUGAAUAAUAUAGAAACUUUAAUUUUCCAUAAAGCUGCUUUGCAAUGAUUUGUAUCCUUAAAAGCGUUAUCCAAAUAAAUUCCAAUUAAAAAUUGAACUGAUAAGUAAAAUACAGAUAUAUGUAAAUAUAAAGAAAAUGCAGAGCACGUACUAAAAUCAGGAAAUAAUCAAUUAUAAGGGCAUUAAUUAGGCUACAUUUUUAUAUGAUACCGGUCUUGUUAGGAAACUACAAGUCGAGAUCAAUGAAGAAAUGAUUUGACACACUCCAAUAUCAUAGGUGGCGGUAUGCAGCUUUUACGACAUUCUGCAACCAUGGUUGCCAAGUCCGCGUUUUUUCCACGGUAGUGGGCUACAUUUAAACUAUUGCCGUGGGCUGAUUAGGCUAUCCCCCGUGGGUUAAAGGGUUGAAAUAUUGCAGAAGUUACAUUAGUAAUGAUAUGUUUGUAUUUAAACAUUUUGCAUUCUACUGCGUUAGAUGUUAAGUUUUGUCACUGGUAGGAAGCCUUUGAGCUGUGUUUAUGAUCAAAGUGCAUAACAGAGACUGUAAAAUAUGUAGUUUAGGUAUGGAAAUUACAUAUUUUGAGUUUUGAUAUUUGGGAUAUGGUCAUAGCACUACUUUAGGCUGUUUCUCACUUGCCCUCGGGCUAGUUUUGUGCCGCAGACCUGGCAACCCUGUCUGUAACCCGCCAAAAAACUAAAAGAAGAAGAAGUUUCGCGGGAAUAAUAAAAGGUGCAUUUGUUUUUAACUUGAGCUUAGAAUUGAAUAGAAUCUUUAGCUGAAGAAAAUGUCCAGCACCGCGGUGGAACUGACAAAUGGGCAUUGCACUGAGGCAGAAAACAAGACAGAAGAUGCAAGUGGAAGAAAAAAGGACUUCUCUCUGUUUUGUGACGAGCGCGGUUAUUUGAAUCUGGUCGAGUUCAUCCUGCAGAACGGCGUGAGGAAAGGCGACCGAACCGGGACGGGGGUGAUUUCUGUGUUUGGGGCACAGGCGAGAUACAGUCUCAGAGACCAGUUUCCUUUGCUGACGACCAAAAGGGUUUUCUGGAAAGGCAUAUUGGAGGAGCUGCUGUGGUUUAUCAAGGGUUCAACCAAUGCCAAAGAGCUGUCAGAGAAGGGAGUGAGAAUCUGGGAUGCUAACGGCUCCAGGGAUUUUCUGGAUAAGAAUGGUUUUACUGAUCGGGAGGAAGGAGAUCUGGGUCCGGUGUAUGGAUUUCAGUGGAGACACUUUGGAGCUGAAUACAAAGACAUGCACACUGAUUACUCUGGGCAAGGUGUUGACCAGUUACAGAAAGUGAUCAACACCAUCAAGUCAAACCCAGAAGACCGGAGGAUCAUCAUGUGCGCUUGGAAUCCCAAAGAUCUCCCUCUGAUGGCGUUGCCCCCGUGCCAUGCGUUGUGUCAGUUUUACGUGUCAGACGGUGAGCUGUCGUGUCAGCUGUACCAGCGCUCUGGUGAUAUCGGUCUGGGUGUGCCAUUCAACAUCGCCAGCUACGCACUACUGACCUACAUGAUCGCCCACAUCACUGGACUCAAGCCUGGGGAUUUUGUGCACACAUUAGGUGAUGCCCACAUCUACACCAAUCACAUCGAGCCGUUGAAAGAGCAGAUUCAGCGAGAGCCACGUCCAUUCCCCAAACUCAGGAUCAAACGCAAAGUUGAACGAAUCAAUGAUUUCCAAGCAGAGGAUUUUGAGAUCUACGACUAUAAUCCCCAUCCUGUCAUCAAAAUGCAAAUGGCUGUUUAGACCUUAUAAACAUUUAAAAAAAAUAAAUAAAUACUUUUUUAGAAUUUAAAAAAAUUAAUGUGACCUUUUGUACAUAUAUUAAUAGGAGUCGUCUUGAUGUUCAUUAAAAUAACAUGUAUUCUCCGUUA
Labeo rohita (rohu) is the source of this 2918-nucleotide messenger RNA. RefSeq names its product thymidylate synthetase (gene tyms). The record is from RefSeq and is a predicted model, not a curated record. The transcript has 7 exons. Bases 1831 to 2790 code for a protein of 319 amino acids. Gene Ontology annotation, cellular component: mitochondrion; cytosol. NCBI's taxonomy places the organism in Eukaryota, Metazoa, Chordata, Actinopteri, Cypriniformes, Cyprinidae. Gene Ontology annotation, molecular function: thymidylate synthase activity. Gene Ontology annotation, biological process: dTMP biosynthetic process.